Messenger RNA from Sorghum bicolor (sorghum), 1828 nucleotides. RefSeq names its product zinc finger protein WIP2. The coding region runs from base 138 to 1493 and encodes 451 amino acids. Gene Ontology annotation, molecular function: DNA-binding transcription factor activity. The transcript has 2 exons. The record is from RefSeq and is a predicted model, not a curated record. Gene Ontology annotation, biological process: anatomical structure development; regulation of gene expression. Lineage: Eukaryota; Viridiplantae; Streptophyta; Magnoliopsida; Poales; Poaceae. Gene Ontology annotation, cellular component: nucleus.
AACACCACACAAGCGUGUCUACCACCACACCACUGUGUGUACGUAGCCGGCCGGACCGACGAGUUGUAGUAGUAACCCGGCCGGCCAGGAGCUAGCUAGCUAGCUACUACCAUUACCACCUCCGAUCCUGUGCUGCCAUGGAGAAUCCCUACACGAGCUUCAUCAACAGCCAUCCCAGUCAGCACCACCACCACCGCUACUACUACCACCCCGCAGCGCCACCGGCGCCGGCGCCCACCGCCUACCCCUCCCUGCUGCCUUUCUUCGCUGCGCAUCAUCAGCCACCACCUGCGCCUGCUCCGACGCCGCCCUCGCCCCCGCUCCGGGAAGCCCUGCCGCUGCUCUCUCUAGCCCCCGCCCCGCCGCCCCCGCGCGGUAUCGGUAUCACGCGACAGCAGGACGAGAAGCGCCGCGGCCGCCGGGCACCGGCGUUGGAUUCUGAAGAGGACAAGGACGAGGGAGACGAGGAAGAAGAGGAGGACGAAGGCCCCACCGAGAGCGGGGGCAACCACGGCCAGCAGAAGCGCCUGGGACAGGGAGCGCUGUUCGCCGACCUGAACGCCAAGGCGGCGGGUGACGACCCGAUGGACGUGGAGGUGGAGGAGGCUGCCGACGGCUCCGGCUCCGGCUCCGCGGUGGGCGACGUGACUGUGGCGCUGCGCAUCGGCCUGCCGCUGCCGCUGCCGCCGGCACCUACUACUACUAGCACCGGCGCGGCCGACCUGCAGGUCUCGGACCUCCCCGCCGCCGGCGCCCGCAGGCAGCAGCACAACCACGACGACGGCGGCGAGGAGGAGGACGACGACAGGGAGAACGGUGGCGGCGAGGAGGAGGAAGAAGAGGAGGAGACUACCGCGGUGGCGGCGCCGCUAGGGUUCCCGUCCACGCCGAUCAUCGGGCGGCUCAACAUGGGGCAGUACUGGAUCCCGACGCCGUCGCAGAUCCUCAUCGGCCCCACGCAGUUUUCCUGCCCCGUCUGCUUCAAGACCUUCAACCGAUACAACAACAUGCAGAUGCACAUGUGGGGUCACGGGUCACAGUACCGCAAGGGCCCGGAGUCGCUGCGGGGCAUCCAGCCGACGGCGAUGCUGCGGCUGCCGUGCUACUGCUGCUCGCCGGGGUGCCGCAACAACAUCGACCACCCGCGCGCCAAGCCGCUCAAGGACUUCCGCACGCUGCAGACGCACUACAAGCGCAAGCACGGGCUCAAGCCCUUCCUCUGCCGCCGCUGCGGCAAGGCCUUCGCCGUCAAGGGCGACUGGCGCACGCACGAGAAGAACUGCGGCAGGCUCUGGUACUGCCUCUGCGGCUCCGAGUUCAAGCACAAGCGCUCGCUCAAGGACCACGCCCGCGCCUUCGGCCAUGGCCACGGCUUCGUCGUCGGCGCCGGCGCCGGCGCCGGCUGUGGCGGAGGACUCGACGACGAUGAUGACGGCGCGGUGUCCGACGUCGAUCAGCACGACGGGGCCACGGCGGCCAGCAGGUCGAUGUAACGCGAUCCAUGCCAUGCGCAUCUACAUAUAUAUAUAUAUGGAUCGAGCACUCUACGUACUAGCCGGCCGGCCGGCCGGCCGGCAGGUCGAUCUUAUAUACUACAUACUACAAAAGACCGUAUGAUCGACAGGCCGGCCGACCGGCGGUGCAAUGCAAGUGCAAAAGAAAAUCUGUUGUACUAGAGAUUAUCGAGCUCUUCUUUCAUUUCGCAGCUGCUGCAGCGCUGCUGUUAUCUUCUCUUUUUAUCUGCUCCGGCCGUGUCCUAGCUAAGUACUGCACACGGCUCAUCACUGGCACGAGAAAUCAAUCACGGGCAUGAAUAUUUCAACAGCUA